Molecule: messenger RNA, 3872 nt
Organism: Hyaena hyaena (striped hyena)
Lineage: Eukaryota; Metazoa; Chordata; Mammalia; Carnivora; Hyaenidae
Gene: PIGG
Product: phosphatidylinositol glycan anchor biosynthesis class G
Exons: 13
Coding region: 118-3069 (983 amino acids)
Biological process (GO): GPI anchor biosynthetic process
Cellular component (GO): endoplasmic reticulum membrane
Source: RefSeq, a predicted model, not a curated record
GCCUGUUAUGCGUGCCGGUUCACGCUUGUUCAGGGGCUGCUCCCGGAAGCAGCUGAGGCUGAACGAGACGUGUACUGGGGCGAAGGAGCACGGAUCCUGGCCCUUCGGGUGGGCACCAUGCGGCUGGGCUCCGGGACCUUUGCCGCCUGCUGCGUAGUGAUCGAGGUGCUCGGGGUCGCGCUCUUCCUUCGGGGAUUCUUCCCGGCCCCGGUUCGUUCCUCUUCUAGGACGGAGCACGAAGCAGAGCCCCCAGCGCCUGAACCCUCUGCUGGAGCCAGUUCCAACUGGACCAAGCUCCCACCACCCCUCUUCAGUAAAGUUGUUAUUAUGCUGAUAGAUGCCUUGAGAGAUGAUUUUGUGUUUGGGUCAAAGGGUGUGAAAUUUAUGCCGUACACAACUUAUCUUGUGGAAAAAGGAGCAUCUCACAGUUUUGUGGCUGAAGCAAAGCCACCUACAGUUACUAUGCCUCGAAUCAAGGCACUGCUGACAGGGAGCCUCCCUGGCUUCAUCGAUGUUGUCAGGAACCUCAAUUCCCCUGUACUGCUGGAAGACAACGUGAUCACACAGGCAAAAGCAGCUGGGAAAAGAAUGAUCCUUUAUGGAGAUGAAACAUGGGUGAAAUUAUUCCCAAAACAUUUUGUGGAAUAUGAUGGAACAACCUCAUUUUUUGUGUCAGAUUACACAGAGGUGGAUAAUAAUGUUACGAGGCAUUUGGAUAAAGUGUUAAAAAGAGGGGAUUGGGAUGUGUUAAUCCUCCACUACCUUGGGCUGGACCACAUCGGCCACAUUUCUGGGCCCGGCAGCCCCCUGAUCGGGCGCAAACUCAGCGAGAUGGACAACAUCCUGAUGAAGAUCCACACCUCGCUGCUGUCCGAGAAAAGAGAGAAUCUUUUACCCAAUUUGCUGGUUCUUUGUGGUGAUCAUGGCAUGUCGGAAACAGGAAGUCAUGGCGCCUCUUCCAUGGAGGAAGUUAACACCCCUCUGAUCUUAAUCAGUUCUGCAUUUGAAAGAAAACCUGGUGACAUCAGACAUCCAAAGCAUGUUCAACAGACUGACCUGGCUGCAACCCUCGCCAUAGGGCUUGGUCUGCCGAUUCCAGAGAACAGUGUUGGAACUCUCCUAUUCCCCACCAUAGAAGGGAGACCGGUGAGAGAACAGCUGAGGUUUUUACAUUUAAAUGCGGUGCAGCUCAGCAAAUUGUUGCAAGAGAACGUGCCAUCAUACAAAAAAGAGCCUGGAUUUGAGCAGUUUAAAAUGGCAGAGAGGUUGCAUGGGAACUGGAUCAGACUGUACUUGGAGGAAAAUGCCUCAGAAGUCCUUUUCAACCUGGGAGCCAAGGUUCGCAGGCAGUACUUGGAUGCCCUGAGGACCCUGAGCCUAUCUCUAAGCAGACAAGUGGCUCAGUACGACAUCUACUCGAUGCUGGUGGGGGCAGUCGUGGUUUUGGAGGUUCUAACCCUGCUCCUGCUCAGCAUCCCACAAGCACUGAGCAACAAGGCUGAAUUGGAAGUUCCUCUGUGGUCGCCUGUGUUUUCUCUGCUGUUUUAUUUGAUGCUUCUGGUACUUUCUGCUCUUCAUGUCAUUGUGUGCACCUCAGCUGAUAGCUCCUGCUAUUUCUGUGGCCUCUCGUGGCUGACGGCAGGAGGGGUGAUGGUGCUGAUCUCUGCACUGCUCUGUGCGGUCGUGUCUGCUCUUGCCAAGAUGGCUGCCAAUGGAAAGCUCCUGAGCAAGAAUCCAGCCCAUCCAAACUCACAAUGGUCAGAGUUAGAUGUUGUUAUCUUGUUGGGGACCAUGGGCCACGUGCUGAGUCUGGGUGCAAGCAGCUUCGUCGAGGAGGAGCACCAGACCUGGUACUUCCUGGUUAACACCUUGUGUCUGGCUCUGUGUCACGAAAUCUACAGAAACUGCUUUCUGGGUGAUGACUGUGAGCCCCAGCAGUGCUCACAUGUGGAGUCGGGAUUUGUCAGCACUGCACCUCCGUUACAGGACAGGAGCAUCGGCUGUGAUGUGUUAGAGCCCCACAGAGUGUCCGAGAGCCCCACUUCCCUUCACACACUCAGAGGCUAUGAGAAGUGGAUGGUGAUGGCAAGCCCGUGGGUGAUACUUACCUGCUGUCGGCUGCUGCGGUCACUAAACCAGACAGGUGUGCAGUGGGCCCACCGGCCUGACCUGGGGCAUUGGCUCACCAGUUCUGAUCAUAAAGCUGAGCUCUCCAUUCUGGCCGCCCUGUCACUCAUCAUGAUUUUUGCGCUGGUGCAGAGGAGGUGCUCCCUGACGUCAAAAGUGGCUAUGGCACUUGGCCUCCUGGGCGUCUAUUGCUACCGGGCAGCCAUUGGAAACGUCCUGUUCCCAUGGCAACGAGAGAGCAAAGACAUUUCAAAGGGUCUUAUUGAAGCUCGUUUUGUUCAUGUCUUUGUCCUGGGCAUUCUGUUCACGGGCACCAAAGACUUGCUUAAAUCUCAAGUCAUUGCUGCAGACUUCACAAUCAAGACUGUGGGUUUAUGGGAGAUAUAUAGUGGAUUAGUUCUUCUGGCUGCUUUGCUUUUUAGACCACAUAAUCUUCCAGUUUUAGUAUUUAGCCUCUUGAUUCAGACAAUAAUGACUAAGUACAUCUGGAAGCCCCUGAGGCAUGAUGCAGCUGAGAUCACUAUAAUGCAUUAUUGGUUUGGUCAAGCAUUCUUCUAUUUCCAGGGAAACUCCAACAACAUAGCCACCGUGGACAUCUCAGCGGGCUUUGUGGGCCUGGACACCUACGUGGAGGUCCCAGCUAUGUUCCUGACCGCGUUUGCAACGUUUGCAGGACCCGUGCUGUGGGCCAGCCACUUAGUGAGCUUCCUGAACUCAGAAACUAGCAGUGGUUCCGCACUGAGUCAUGCUUGCUUCUGCUACGCACUGAUCUGUUCUUUUCCAGUUUCUGCGUAUAUCAUUUUGGUGACAUCCCUGCGUUACCAUUUAUUUAUAUGGAGUGUGUUUUCUCCAAAACUUCUUUAUGAGGGAAUGCACAUCCUCAUCACAGCUGCCGUCUGUGUAUUCUUCACAGCCAUGGAUCAGACCAGCACAACGUCAUAGACACUGGGGAAACAAUAUAUUUUUAAAGUCUAUUCACUUCAUGCAUUUGAGUAAUGAAAAAACUCUGUUUAAAUGCAAAAACAUUCUAAAAAAUAUUGUGAAUUCUACAAAGUUGAUUAAUAGCUUCAGUUUCUUCACUGCUAUACUUGAAUUUAGACUAAAUAGUAACUGGUUCAAAAGAUCACUUUAAAAUACUUAGUUUGAACAUGAAUCAUAUUCCCUUGUUGACAGGAGCUCCAUAAACUUCUGAACUUCUCAUUUCCUCUUGGUAAGUUAAGAUUUGACUCAAAUACAUGUGUUGUUGUGGACUUCAGAGAGUGUGGGCACUCACCCAUGCCAGAGUUGGCCUCACAGAGCUCAGACCCCAUCAUGACCCUAGAAACCACUGGAAGUCUCCAGGAGCUCUGGUCAUCGCGGGCGGGAUUUAUCUGUCAACAUGAAGACAUUUCGAAACCUAUUCAUUGAAAAUAAAGAUGCAAAUUCCGUCCAUGUUAACAUAGCAGAUUUUUAAGGAAAAUAAUUAUUUUUCCAAAAGAAAAAUACAUACUGAGGAGAAUAGCAUUGUUUUAUGUUUUUGCAAAUCUCUUUAGUGUCUGAUGGUUAGAUUCUGCAGUCAGUCUGUUGUGAUAUGUGUGUUUGGUUGAAGUAGUCACACACAGUUGGGAGAGGGAGGAGUAUUGUCCUUCUUCUAAUCCUUGUGGAUAUUCUUUUUCAGACUCCAUUGAAACUUGACAGGGGUGCCUGGGUGGCUCAGUCGGUUGAGCAUCCAACUUCGGCUCAGGUCAUGAUCUCACGGUUCGUGA